AUUGUUGAACAAUUUGAUUCGACAAAAUGUCCAGCGUUUCGUGUUUUCUCUUUUGUGUCCUUUGGAUAACUGUAUUUGACAAAGUGGAACUUACAAAUACCGAAGAUAUUCUGGAUAAGAUAAAGGUAGGAUUACAGCAUGCAAGUAACUAUCUAGAGACGGCUAAAGACAUUGCCGACUUGGUGUCUAAGAGUUUAGGUCAUAAGCAAAAACGCGGAGAAAACGGAAAUGAUGAAAAACAACUGUUUGGUCCUUCAAAUUUUGUUUCUGCAUUCUUUCGACUCAUUGGAUUUGAUUCGCAAAAAAUCGCAGCAAUCGCAGUCAAUAGUGUUGUAUUUCUUGCACAAAUGAUAAGUACGCUUUUUGGACUGAAAUCGUCGCAAAGUAACAUAUCCAGAAACAUCGACAACGAAGAAUUGGCAUGGGAUCCGUUAAAAUUUACUUUAGAAAAUAAAAAUAAGAAUGUUCAAAAUUUAAUUGAGCAAGCAAAGAAUCCGAAUUUACCAAAUCAAUUGAUAGCGAGAAUGACUGGCUCUGAUUCUGCUUGCAUUCGAUUAUUACUAUGCAAAUCAUCUCCGAUCAUAAGAGCAGUGCAAACAUCUCUUAAUAAUAAAUCGCAGAAUUAUAUGCAUCGAAUGAUUGCGUGGUUACCUUCUAGAAAGGAUUUUGAAGCAAACAGCGACAAAUGUGAAGCAAAUCAUAUCGAUUGUCGUUUAUUUUCGUCAUCAUAAUUAUAAUUAAUCCUUUAAUUUAU
This is a messenger RNA of Trachymyrmex cornetzi, 754 nucleotides long. RefSeq lists its product as uncharacterized. Bases 27 to 731 code for a protein of 234 amino acids. The record is from RefSeq and is a predicted model, not a curated record. The transcript has 4 exons. NCBI's taxonomy places the organism in Eukaryota, Metazoa, Arthropoda, Insecta, Hymenoptera, Formicidae.